This is a messenger RNA of Colletotrichum destructivum, 2756 nucleotides long. RefSeq names its product Putative F-box only protein FBXO9/FBXO48. Bases 189 to 1724 code for a protein of 511 amino acids. Gene Ontology annotation, molecular function: protein binding. The record is from RefSeq and is a predicted model, not a curated record. Gene Ontology annotation, cellular component: cytoplasm; SCF ubiquitin ligase complex. The transcript has 2 exons. NCBI's taxonomy places the organism in Eukaryota, Fungi, Ascomycota, Sordariomycetes, Glomerellales, Glomerellaceae. Gene Ontology annotation, biological process: SCF-dependent proteasomal ubiquitin-dependent protein catabolic process.
CGGCUUUUGACUACAUCUCUCAUGUCGCAGAUCCGUUGUUAAAGCAUUUAGAACCCCAGAAUCGCCACUCAAUAUCAGCACCAUCCAGGUACAUUUUGAAGGCCUUAAUAGAUGUCGCUAUCAUAGCAUCGACGGCCUGCUAGCCCAUCGUUUCUGGGCAUUCCUGUUUCUCACCCUUUCCGCCAAUCAUGGCGGACCAGCCGCCACAGCUCGACUCGGAGCUGGAGUCAUUCCGGCAGCAAUGGCGCUCAGAGCUCAAUACAAAGAAAACUAUACCGGAAUUGCAGACCUCUCAACCCAGACAUAAGGCACCAUCAUUUUCCAAGCCACCCGCCCCCGCAGAGAGCUCGAGGGUCGCGGCCGCAAAGAGAUCUCAACUGGAAGAGGACGAGGAAUAUGCCCGUUCUCUGGUUUUCGAUGAACCAACGCCUUUGCCUUCAGGGCCCAGUUCGGUGCAAUCCGCACCGCAGGAGGCCAAGGAGCUGGUAUCGGCCCUGGACCAUUUUGAGGAAGCCGUGGAGAAGGAGGCCAUUGGGAGUUUGGGCGACAGCUUAAAGCUGUAUCGCAAGGCUUUCAGGAUGGAUAGCAGAGUGGACUUGGCAUACAGAAAGAAGCAUUUCCCCGCCGCCGCCGCGAAAGUGGCUCAUCCGUCAGCGUUGGACGCUCAGGCUGCUGGGCCAACUGCGGCAGGCAAGCCAUCAGAUGCGCAGCAACAGACCAUUGGCGAACUGAUUGCCAGUUUUUCCGGCCUUUCCGUCGCAGCAGCACCUCCGCCCGUGGAGGGAGACCCGGAACCGCCCUGCCCUAUCGCGGAGAUGCCCCAGGAGAUUCUGGUUCACAUCUUUAAGGACGUUGCUGUCCUCGACGUCGGAGACUUUGUUCGCCUUUCGUUAGUGUGCAAACGUUUUGCUUAUGUCGUCGCUACCGAGCAACAGAUCUGGCGCUGCGUCUGCCUGGGUUCAGAAUUCGGCUUCUCUGGGAUGCAUCACCAUUGGCAAAGAGGCGUCUCCUGGGAGCCCCUGGGACAGGAAGAGGACACGACAGACCUGGAGUACGUCACCAUGGAGGAGUUGGCGCGACGCCGCUGGGACGAAAACGAAGCCACCACUUUCGCGCUACUGCCGAAGAUAUACUCGUCGUCGUGGCAGAGCAUGUUCAGACACCGGCCGCGGAUUCGCUUCAACGGCUGUUACAUCAGCACCGUCAACUACAUCCGCCCGGGCCAGGCGAACGCGAAUCAGAUCACAUGGAAUAGCCCCGUGCAUAUCGUCACGUACUACCGGUAUCUCCGCUUCUUCCGCGACGGCACUGCCAUCAGCCUCCUCACCACCGACGAGCCUGCCAGCGUCGUACACUAUAUGACACGUGAGCUGCUCGAGCAACACCGCGGCGCCGCCGCCGCCCACCUGCCGUCAGUUGUCAUGCAGCACGGCCUCCGCGGGCGGUGGCGGCUGUCUUCUGCGCUGGACCACCCGGACGCGCCUCUGAACGAGGCCGAGGGGGACUUGUUCGUGGAGACGGAAGGGGUCGGCGUGAAGUACACGUACAGAAUGUAUCUGGAGGUGCGGAGCGCGGGGAAGGGGAAGGGCGCGCGGAACACGAAGCUCAUGUGGAAGGGCUUCUACAGCUACAACAAACUGACGGAUGACCUGGGCGAGUUCGCGUUGAAGAACGGCAAGCCCUUCUUCUUCAGUAGAGUUAAGAGUUACGGUGUCGGCGAGUGAGUUUUCACUUGAGCGGUAGACGAAUCAAGUCGAGGCCAAUGCGAACCUUCAUUUCCGUCGCCUUGAAGUUCCAACACUCCUGCUGAGCACCUCUCACACCAGCCCCUACUCCUUAUAUCUUUUUCUUACCAUGCACUUCCUCUCUUUUAUCCACUCAUCACCUCCUCGUGCCACUCGCAUCGGCACCUCUCUUAGAUCCCGUCACCCCGGAGAUCUCCACAAUUCGCCCGGCCGCAUUCUCCGGGUCCCCGCUUCGUCCCCGAUAUCGCGUCGUCCGCACCCCCUCGCUGCGGCGCGGAGCCUCCCAAAUUCUAACACGCGUGGUGACAUCGGUAUCGUCUUGCGAAACCCCUUGUUGGCGAAGCAUUUUAGCUCGGCAAGAAGGGCCACGAGACCCUGCUCGACAGAGCCUUGGGAUCUCGUCGGAGCUGGUCCCUAACUUACGAGGGAUGGGUAACAGCUUGUGUUUCACGAGACGAAUCCGUAUGUUUACCCUCGUCUCCUCUUAGAGCCUGCCCAAUAAUCAGCCUACGCCAGUUGCGCAAGGGUGGCAUGGGACGCGGACGACGAAUCACCUCUCUGAAUAAAAACGUGAAAAGCUUACGCCGAGCCCUUCGGCAACCCUUCGCAGAAACAGCUCGAGCAGCCGCAGCGAUGAGCUUUGCAUACUUUGUGUGGUUACCACUGUGGCGGUGACCGAGUUCGAUAGACCAUCUUGCCCGAGGGGCCAGUGAUUUGUAACAAAAUCUAGUUUUCUUGCGAUCAAGCUAGAGGCCAGAUACUAGCCCAUGUGACGCCGACUAGCUGGCAUCGGGCUCAAUUUGGCGUGUUGACAGACACUGUUGACUGCCGUGGGGUUGUGGUGUUUGGAAUUCAGGCGCUGUUCACUUAGGGGCAUACCUUUCAAUCCAUUGGUCGGUCUGCGUAAGCUCCUCGAAAAGCAUGCUGUAGCGCGAUAUGCCAUAGUCAACGCAUGUCGGAAGAUUUUGUCAUGUUUCAGAGUUGAUGGAGGAGUCGAUUGUUCUUUCACCU